This is a messenger RNA of Micromonas commoda, 3345 nucleotides long. RefSeq lists its product with no specific name. The record is from RefSeq and is a predicted model, not a curated record. The coding region runs from base 1 to 3345 and encodes 1114 amino acids. The transcript has 4 exons. Gene Ontology annotation, molecular function: N,N-dimethylaniline monooxygenase activity; flavin adenine dinucleotide binding; NADP binding. NCBI's taxonomy places the organism in Eukaryota, Viridiplantae, Chlorophyta, Mamiellophyceae, Mamiellales, Mamiellaceae.
AUGGGCAACAAGCAGAGCCACCCGCCCAACGUCUGCGCCAGCCCGGUCAGCGCGAACCCAACCCAGCCAAAGCUCUCGGAGCGCGACGUCACCAACCUCAGCAGACUCUACGGCCACGAUAACGAGCUCCUGCAGCUCAUGUACGCCGCCGAGUUGCUCCGCGACUGCGCCAAGUGCGUCCGGGACGACGCGAGGUCCUACUUCCUCCACGCGCAGCACGCGUGCGACAAGCAGCGGGAGUUUGGCGCGAGGCUGCGGACGUUGGCGGAGAGGGCCGAGAGGAGCACCAAGGGAAUCAUCCACGUGCCCUCGGGCAACAACGCCACCCCGGGGUCAUCGUCCGCUCCCGUCCCGGAAGCCGCGGUGGUCGCCGCGAGCCCGCCUUCCGCGACGUCGCUCGAGCAGCCCUUCCUCGAGGACGACGCCGACAGCCACCCGCUGGACCUGGCGCAGCCGGGGGUGACCGAACCGCUGCUGGAGGAGGUGCUCGGGACGACUCGCAUCGUCAGCAGACUGGCGAACGCGCAGAUGGACGGCGCGGAGAGAUACGCGCAGUUCGUGGCGAUGUUCACGCACAAGCUCGACGAGAUGGCGCGCAAGGUGGAGAAGGCGCACUCCAUGAAGCUCGAAAGGCACGCCCCCUCCGCGUUGGCGCACGAGAAGGCCUUCAACCACAUCACCGCACCCGAGUCCAGGCUCCGCCACCUCAUGCACCUCCCCGAAAACAAACGCAACGACGACGUCGAGAAGAAAAUCGACAUGGCCGAGGUGGACCUGGAGAAGCGUCGCGCGCAGCUCGAGGCGACCUCGCGCAUGCUCAAGCGCCGCGCCAAGGUGUUCCUCAACAAGUUCACGCCGCACGUGACCGACGCGGUCCGGGCGUUCACGUUGUGCCAGCACCGGGCUCGCUUGGAAAACGCCGAAUUACUCGAAAACGUCGUCGCCGCCGACCCGGUGGAACGGCUUCGGACCGUCGAACACUCGCGCGAGAGGUGCGCCUGGUUCAUCGACACCGAGGACAGCGAUUGUCCGUACGUGGCGCUGGACGCGUCCGUGUCCUCGCCGGACGUGACCCCGCCGGGGAGCGGUGGAGACGCGAUGAACGGCGGCGGCGCGUCGAGAACCGAGCGAUCACUCGCGGCCGAGCAAACAGCAGGUGACGCACCUCAGAUGUCGUUCUUCAAGUGCUUGGAGUAUCAGACGACCUUGAUGGUGCUGACUCAUCUGCUGUUUGGGGUUUGCGUACAAAUCAGACAGUUUCACCGCGUCGCGGUUCAGUGCGUCAGCUGUCGAAAUAUCCAGUCAACGGCGACGAGGCGAUUCCGACGAGACAAGCACCUCGGAUUCAUCAAUCUCGUUCCCACGAAACGGACUAUUCACAAUAACCGGCGUCACCCAGCCACACACGCGCCACCCCCAGGGCUCGUUCCUUCGCCGCCUUCUACGUUUACCGUCGCGAUGGAAAAGUCAUCGACCCGCGCGACGCUCUCCGACGCGCCUUGGCAUCCCCACCUCGUGUGGUGGUGUCGCAUGGGAGUCCGAUACGGCUCCCUCCUGCCCCUGUUCUUCCUCGGCGUUCUCCCCCUCGCUCGCGUCGGAGUGACCUGCGUCUACGCCGCGUUCGUGGGGCUGACGUGCGCUAUGCCGUUCAUGGUGACCCUCGCGUGGCUCACGUGGCGCGAGUUCGACCAUCCCGCGCCCGCGACGCGCCGCGAACCGCGCGCGGGCGAACCCCACCCGCCGCGCGACCCCUCAGCUCCCCGCUCUGAGGAGGAGGAGGAGGAGGAGGAGGAGGAGGAGGAGGAGGAGAACGACGUCGGCGAUGCCACCGCCCCCGUGCGCACGGUCGCCGUCAUCGGCGGCGGCGCCGCGGGCCUCGCCGCGCUGCGCCAGAUGCUCGCGCACGGCAUGGACGCGGUGCUCUUCGAGCGCACGGACGACGUGGGCGGGCUCUGGGACUACGCGUCUCCGGAGCGAAGCAAGGUUUUCCGAAACGUGCUCCAGAACGUGACAAAGACCCACAACAGGUUCGCGGGGCACCACCCGCCCGAGGACUGGCCGAUAUACCUCGGGCACGAGCACACGCUCCAGUACCUCAGGUCCUUCGCGGAGAAGUUCGGGCUCAUGGACCGCGUUAGGCUUCGAUCGGAGGUGACGUCGUGCGUCGAAACCGCAAACGGGUUUGAGCUCGUGAUUGAAACCGAGGAUACGCAACCGGCUACGCAAAAGACAUCGCCGCGCGCCGAGAAGCGAUCACGCUCGAUCCGCGCCGCCCAAUCAGCCGCCGCCACGACGACGAUACCCUCGACCGUGAGGGUGUCGAGGACCGAGGUAUUCGACGCCGUGUGCGUGUGCACCGGCCAGCUCGCGGAGCCGUCCGUGCCGGACGAUUUGAUCAAUUUGAAAGAAGCGUUCACCGGAGCCGUGGUGCACUCGUCCGAAUACAGGGACCCGAGGGACCUCGCCGAGGCUCGCGUGCUCGUCGUGGGUACCGGCGCGGCGUCGGGCUCGGACAUCGCGCAGGACGCGUGCGCUUUGGCCGAGAGCGUCACCGUGUCGGUCCGCACGCACCGGUGGAUGAUCCACAGGGGACUGACGCAGGGCGCGCCCACCUUACUGGCCAGGACCUGUUCCGCCAUGCCCGCGUGGUUCGGGUCGUUACUUGCGCUGUACGCGGAUUGGGUACCGUUCUUUUUCACGCCCGGCAUGACCGACUCCAGGGACUUCCUCAACGCGGUCGCGCUGGGCAGGAUAACGCUCAAACCGACGAUUUCCGAGGUGAACGGAUCCACGGUGACCUUCACCGACGGGACGUCGAAAGACUUCGACGCGAUCGUCCUGGCCACCGGGUUCAAGCGCGCCGUCCCGUUCAUCCACCACGCGCUUCGACCCACGCACAGGGGGCUGUACAAGGGAACGCUUCACCCGAGGCGUCCGCGCGUGGCGUAUGUUCUCUUCGUGAUGCCCUUCGGUUCGCACUUUCAAUGCGCCGAGCUUCAAGCGUCGUGGAUCGCGAAGGUGUGGUCCGGGAUAUGCCCCACGCCGUCGAUCGAGGACAUGGAGCGUCACGCGGACCCGUUCGACGUCGACGCGUCGCACGCCAAGCUCGGCGAGCAUUUCCGGAUGCGAUACCUCGUGCUGAUGUUCCGCGAGAUGUUUCCGCUGGUCGAGUGGGCGAGGGCGGGGCAGUGGGCAAGGGCGUGGCGGGCGCUCUGGGCGCGAUACGCGGACCCCAUAGGCGAGUGGGAUCCGGCGAGCGCGGAGGGAGGGGGGCGUGGAAACGAGGGGCACUACCUGCGCGCGAAGAUGGCGCCCAUCGUCUGGCGCAACAUCAAGUUCAUCUGA